Molecule: messenger RNA, 1427 nt
Organism: Phlebotomus argentipes
Lineage: Eukaryota; Metazoa; Arthropoda; Insecta; Diptera; Psychodidae
Gene: CNBP
Product: CCHC-type zinc finger nucleic acid binding protein
Exons: 3
Coding region: 256-702 (148 amino acids)
Cellular component (GO): membrane
Molecular function (GO): zinc ion binding; nucleic acid binding; G protein-coupled receptor activity
Source: RefSeq, a predicted model, not a curated record
CGCAGUUCUGGUACAAUUUCCCCCGGUGCGCCGGGAUAUUCGGGGUGCAUCGGGCAAGCCAUCUCUCUCUCUCGCUCAGCAUUUGCCAAUCCGCGAGGCAUUUUCUCAAACGCCGAAAAAAGGUAGUGAGAAAAUUUACCGCUGUGAACAGAAAAGCCACACAAAUUGUGUACUGCUCAGGGCAAAUUGGUGAGCUGUGGUGUAAGAGUGUUUCGGAAGCUGUUGGGCCGUCAGAGUAGAAGUGAGCGUUGAAGGAUGUCGUCGACCACGUGUUACAAGUGCAACCGUCCGGGGCACUUCGCCCGCGAGUGCACGUCUGGCGUCGGAGGGGCGCGCGACAAGAUGGGCAGCACCUAUGGCCGCAACCGCGAGAAGUGCUACAAGUGCAACCAAUCGGGCCACUUCGCCAGGGAGUGCAAGGAGGACGCCGAUAGGUGUUACCGCUGCAACGGCACUGGGCAUAUUGCUCGCGAGUGCAGCCAGUCUGCUGAUGAUCCAUCUUGCUACAAUUGCAACAAAACCGGCCACUUGGCGCGUCACUGUCCCGAACAGAUUGACAAUCGCCAGGCGAUGUCGUGCUACAAUUGCAACAAGAGCGGACAUAUUUCUCGUCAUUGCCCUGAGGGCGGCAAGUCUUGCUAUAUUUGCGGCAAGCUAGGCCAUAUUAGUCGCGAAUGUGAUCAAAAUGGUGGACGAAAUUGAGAUGACGAGUCGUCACAGUGAAUCUUCCUUCUCGCCGCACUUUUCUCUGGAUUUGGCCGAGGAGGAAUCGAUCCAUGAAGAGUUUCUCGACAAACUCUUAACAAUCUUUUUUGCGUCGUUUGUUCUCCACCUGUUUGAGAUACAAUCGCCUUUCAUUGAAAAAAUAAAAUGAAAAAAUACUAAAUAUGGAUAAAAAUGAAUAAAAAAAAAUGAAAUAAAUAUAUGGAAAUAUAAAUGAACACAUGAGUAAAAGUAAUGAUGAAAAAAAAACUUGAAGGAAAUAUGUUGUUUUGUUUUCAUUUUUGGAUUUAUUAUAAAUGGUAGAAAUAUAGGGAUCUCAGAAGAAAUUUGUUGAAAAAGAAAGAACGCGUGAAGACUAACCAAUAUAACAAACAAAUAAUAAAAAAAAGAAGAAGAAAUAUGUAAAACAAAACACGAAGGAAGAAGACAAACGAGAAGAUUUGAUGCUCUUGUAUUUAAAUACCGAUCAUUUAUACUUUGUACAUAGAUGAGUGUGUAUAAAGACGAUUAGCAUCGAUUUUGAAAGAGACAAAACCAAUUUUUCACUUUUCUGUUUGUAAAUUUUUGAUAUAGGAAAAAAAAGAGGAAACUCACUGAGAAAAAAAUUGUAAAACUGAGCGAAGAUGUAAACAUGAUGCGAAGGAAGUCAAAGGAGAGAUUUAAUAACGAAAAGGUGCUUCACCGCCGUCGUCUUGAUAGAGAGA